UCACCUUGAGCUGUGAAAUACGAACUGAAUCCAUAAAAGUAUUACCUUUAUUUUCCACAAUGUACACUUUUAUAUGUAUAUUUAUUCGAAACACUAAGCAAGAAACGCGCAACAUUUGUGCAUCACUAAUUAAACGCGCAGUUUGUCCUUGUAUUACGCUGUUGAGAAUUCAUUGGGUGCUGAACAUCCACAUUAUGAGAGUUACAGAUGGUGUUUGGAAAUAUCAAGCUCAUAUGAGAGUGCUACAGUGAUUCGUUCCGCAUGUAAACUCAGAAGUAGAUCCCCAUCGACCUUUUCAGCAUUGGUAUAAAGGAAACAACCGCAGAAGUAAACCGAACUAUCUCAUUUUAAAUCAGACACAGAUGCUUCGAUGGAGGACUUGUACCAGCAAGCACUUUCGUUGGUCCAGCCCGGUAGCUCAAGGGCUGAUUUUGUGCACUUUAACCUUUGGAGUGAUACUACCUAUAUGCUGCCAUCGUCUACUUUACUCUUACUAUUUUUUAAAACCUCUAUAUCUUGAUUCGCUGAGCAAUGCGGCACUACAAGAAAGCUACGAAAGAGGCCAGGAGGCUCUGCGCUUUUGGGAAAAUGCUGCCUCUACGAAAACCACUAAUGAUGCAUUGGAAAUGAUCAUUAAGAAACCAGAUCUCCUGGUGACCGUAGUGACAACCAGAAGAUCAGAGGGCAAGGACUAUCACUACCUAUUACAGGUGGCUCAACAGCUGAAAACACUCCUUAAAACGUGUGGAAAUAAAGCAUGCGCUGAGGUCAUGCUAUGUGAUGUCGAAAGAGGUCCUGCUUUAAAUGAGGAUGCUUUGCUUUUGGAGAAAGAGUUUUUGGUUGUUCGGCGUUCUCCAGAUGAGCUAUUGCAGGGCAGAGAAGUUUCCGACAUAUUUGAGAGGGAAAAACAAGAUUACGUUUUCUGCCUACGCAAAGGAUGGGACAUGAUGAAGCCAAAAAACGUUGUCGUCCUAGAGGAUGACGCGUUUCCAUUGACCAAUUUUUUUCCGUCAGUCAAAAAUUUACUCUCACGGAAAUUCGCCUUUAAUUCUUUAUACAUAAAGCUCUACCAUCCAGAGCGUCUGCAGAGAUACUGGAACCCAGAGCCAUAUCGCAUCCUAGAAUGGAUCGGUCUUGGUGUUUUCGGGGCUACAAUCCUCCUCCUUUUGUUGUUACACUGCACGCCUCUUUCUUUUACCUUCUCGCCCGCUCAUUUUCUCUUUCUAGCUCUCUAUAUAAUGGUCGUGGCUGAGCUUGCAGGACGGCAUUAUCUCCUGGAGUUCAGACGGCUCUCACCGCAGUUGUAUGCUGUGUGUCCUGCCACCGAAUGCUGCACCCCUGCUAUGCUUUAUCCAGGAAAUGCCUCCAUUCGGGUUGCCGAAUACCUGGACCAGGCUGUCUGCGCUCAGGGUAAUGCAAAAGACAUGGUGCUCUAUAGGAUAGCCAGAUCGACGCCAGGGGAAAAGGCGCACAGCGUAGAACCCAAUCUCAUUAAGCAUAUUGGUGCUUACUCCUCCGUCAGGACCAACCCGAAUCCUCCGAGAUUAAUUUGACAUCAGAGUGUUAUUGUCUUAUUGCAGUUGGGUAUGAAUCACAUUUCUAGUUCUAUUUUAAACACAUGCUCACAUAGGAGUUAAGUGUAAUGACAGAAAUCGUAUGCACUAAUUCGGUGUUUCCCAACCAUGUUUCAGGAGGACCACCAACACUGCAUGUUUUUUUGAAGUCUCCUUUGUCUGUCGCACCCAUUACAGGUCUUUCAGUCUCCGCUAAUGAGCUGAUGAUUUGAAUCAGGUGUGUUUAUUUAAGGAGAUAUGGAAAGUGUGCAGAGCUGGUGGUCCUCCGGGAACGUGGUUGAGAAACCCUGCACUGAACAAUGAACUAUGAAUUUUCAGAUUUAUAUAAGAUUUAGAUAUGCGACUCCUUGUAUGCUGCAACUCCAGACACAGAUGUUUUAACAUUAUGACAAUUUUUAAAAAAAGAUUUCUAUCUGACUUAAAAUGUGAAGUUUAGCUUUAACUUGCUUCAAAACACCUGCAGCAAGUUUCUAGUAUAGCUAGUAAGAGCUUGAUCAGCUGGUUCAGGUGUUUGAUUAGGGUUGGAGCUAAACUCUUCAGAACACCGGCCCUCCAGGACCGAGUUUGGACACCCCUUCUUUAGAGUUUGAUAUAUUUUAUAUUGAAUUUAUUUUAUUACUAUAAUUUUUAUCUUCAUCAACUGCAGGAAUUAAAAUCAACUUCAUUAGUGAAUUUCAUGGUUUCUUUUGAUAUGCCAUGCCAGGGCUGAAAGAUGAUCUCAAAGUUCACCCAGAUAUAAAAAUCUGUUGUUAAAGGGAUAGUACACUCAAAAAUGAAUAUGUUCUCAUUAUUUACUCACAUUCAAGUGAUUCCAGAGUUUCUUUUUUUUUUUUUUGAACAAACAAGAAAAAAUUUGGAAGAAUAUUAGAAACUAGUAACUUUUGACUUUUAAUGAAGGAAAAACACUAUGGAAGUCAAAGGUUUCCGAUUUCCAACAUUUUUCAGAAUAUCUUCUUUUGUGUGAAGAAAAAAGAUUUGUGAAAAUGUUUUUGUUUUUUUUCUGGAGCCAGCAGCUACCAGCACUUUAAGAGCCAAAAAACUAUAUUCAGGCAAAACAAAAUUAACACUCUGUAGUUUCUGAUAAUAUAAUGAAAUUUUAUGUAGUUAAUUGAUUGAUGACAUUAUUUACAACAUAAUUACCUUCAAAUUACUGCCCCGACAAACAAUCCUGUCGCGUAAUGAUGGAUACUUUGACACAAACUCAGAUGUGAGCUGACAAUAUUAUAUUAAAGCUAACAAAAUUGUGAAUAUGUCGGCAAAACACAAAGUUCUACUUAAAUGGGUCAAACUACAGAUUUUAUUUUUGUUUUACCUUUCUAGCAGUAGUCUCAAACUCAGUUCUUGGAGGGCAGCAACUCUGCAUAGUUUAUCUCCAACCAUCUCCAGACCUGCUUAAUAGUCUCUAGUAGUCUUGAACACCUUAGUUGGAUCAGAGGUGUUUGAUUAGAGUUGAAGCAAAACUUUGCAGAGCUGCGGCCCUCCAGAAAUUGAGUUUGAGACCUAUGCUUUACAGCCUGCAGUUUGUUUUUUACUCAGAAUAUGUCACUAGCUUGCAUUUUAUGAAUCUCCAGGACCCCAGUUUCACUUAAAAUAUUUGAGUUAUAAAAGUAUAUCUUGCUAGACUUGAGGUCAAGUAAAUAAAUAGCUAAUUUUAUUUCUGGGUGAUCUAUCUUUUUAACUUUCAAAAAAAAGAUCAAUCCUAUUUUGUCUGUCACAUUAACAUUUAGGAUGCUGAUUGUCUUUUAAACCUAAAAUUAACAUUUGUCAAUUUACAAUGCUUAAUCCACACAAAUAGAUGUUUGCAUCAAAAGGGAAAUCGUAAGAUUAUGAAAAAUUAUUAACAAAAUUGAUUUAUUUCCACAGAUUUGCAGUGACUUUUCAAUCUAUGGCGUUUAUAGAAAUCACUUUUGGUAUGAAAUAAAUAUAUACAGUUUUAC
Danio rerio (zebrafish) is the source of this 3511-nucleotide messenger RNA. NCBI's taxonomy places the organism in Eukaryota, Metazoa, Chordata, Actinopteri, Cypriniformes, Danionidae. The record is from RefSeq and is a predicted model, not a curated record.